Acanthocheilonema viteae is the source of this 229-nucleotide messenger RNA. The record is from the annotation of a GenBank genome assembly. NCBI's taxonomy places the organism in Eukaryota, Metazoa, Nematoda, Chromadorea, Rhabditida, Onchocercidae.
CUUGCAUUCAAAGCAUGACCUGGAAAAUAGUACUGAAGGGACCACCGUUAUCAAUAAUAAUAAUUUCGAUAACAGUUCAAUGAAUAACAGCCAACAACAACAACAACAGGAAAUUCCUGGUGCUUUGAACGCAACAAAGGAGCGAAAUCGUGAAAAACGACGCUCCUGGAGAGAUAAGUCAUCAAGCGCACAGGAUAACGGUGCACCGGAACAUGUCAACGAAGGUUAG